AUGAGUGCCUUCUGUGAACAUACAACAAAGCAAAAGAUAUUAGAGGAGUUAUCCGACUUUAAAAUUGCCAACCAAGAUGUUCGUCAGUUGCAUAUUCUUGUGCAUGGCCCAAUUGCAGCGGGAAAGUCCAGUUUCAUCAGCUCCAUUGCAAGUGUCUUUAAGGGCCGAAUGGUUCAAAAGGCUUUGGCUGAGGCUGCUGAGUGUGACCACAGCUUCACCAAGAAGUUUAGCACAGGAAAACUCAGGGAUAAAGACGGGAAGGUCCUGCCUUUUGUCAUCAGUGACAUCAUGGGACUGCAAGGUGCUGAGGCAGCUGGGGCUCGUACUGAUGAUCUUGUGAUGGCUCUGGAGGGUCAUCUCAAAAGUGGAUACUGUUUCAACCCUGUAGGAUCUGUGCAAAAAGAAGACACGUUCUACAACAGUUGCCCCAACCUGAAUGAUAAAGUCCACUGCCUGGUCAGUGUCCUACCUGGAGACAAAAUCGGCCUGAUGGAAACUGAACAGGUACAUACUGUCAUCCGAAAACUCCGGGAAAUCAGAAAGAAGGCCAGUGAACUGAAAAUCCCUCAAGUUGUUGUCAUGACAAUGGUUGAUAAGGCCUGUCCUGAAGUCAGCAAAGACCUGAAGAUGAUCUACAGAAGCAAGAAGAUUAAAGAAAAGAUGCUGGAGUGCCAGAACAAGCUGGGUGUCCCCAUGAACUACAUUUACCCAGUGAAGAACUACAGUGAGGAGGGGGAGCUGAACAACGAUGUAGACACUCUGCUUCUCUAUGCUCUGAAGAACAUCCUCAACUUUGCCAACGACCAUGUGGAAGAUCAACUGGACAACUGAAGCCAUUUAGAGAACAGAGCAUGUGCAGACUGUUUGUUCACAUGUAGCACUGCAUGCAAAUGCAGCACAUUUACAGAAUGGCAUGAGUAUGGAUUUAAUACUCCUAUUGUUGUAACUUUCUUCACAUAUGUCUACAAUUUUUUUUGCUUGAUUCCUCAUGUUCUACAAUGCCAUGUCCACAUCUUCCACAGAUUGUGACAGAUUUUCAGGGGUUGCUUUGGUGUGGGCACAAGUUUGACGUAUUCCUCACUUCUUUCGCUGUUGCUGUCAAUACUGCAGGUGCAAAAACAAGUCUUUACUGACAAGUUAGCCUUGGAGAUGGUUUUGAUCUGGACACAGCUUAACAUUUUUCGCUAAGCAACAGAACUUUGUGUCAAGUGUGUAAAAUGUAUUUUUGGCUGUGUAAGGUUCAUCACUUUCCUAACGCUUUGCGUUCCACACUGCAAUGUAUUGCGUUGAUACCCACAGUUAUUGCAUUGGACCAACAAGUAUGAACAAAUUCACCUUCUCAUCAGAUCAGUCUGACAUAUAGAUUGGGUUUCCCUCACGAAAAUCGACCACAGUUUACUAAGGUUUUACCAUGGUUUUCAUGCAGUAACCAUAGUAUCAUGGUCAUAGUUACUUUAAGUACUCUGAACCAACCAUAAUGUUACUAUGGCUAUCCACGGUAGUCACCAAGGUUUUACUACCAUAUUUCAUGGUGAUUUGAAGUACUGUGAACUAACCAUAGUAUGACUGUGGUCCAUAGGACAUCGUGGUUACCCAAAAUAACAUGAAAACUAUGAAGAACUACUUGUGAGCAGCCGUGGUGUAAUGGUUAGGGAUUUGGACUGUACAUCACAGCAUCGCAGGUUCGAAACCUGCCCUCACCACUCCCUACACCAAGUGUCGUUGAGCAAGCAACCUAAGGUCACAUUGCUCCAGGGAUUAUAACCAAUAGUCUGCAAUAUCUGUAAGUCACCUUGGAUAAAAAAGUGUCAGCUAAGUGUAAUGUAAUGAAUAACUAGAUCAUGGUAAAAACCAUGGUUAGUUUUCAUAGUAAAACCCUGGUUAAUUUUCAUAAUACCAUGGUUAAACCACGUCACACAGUAAAACCAUGGUUCAUUUUCGUAAGGCUUGUGAUGUUACAGUAGAUUAUCACUAUCAGUAAUGGAUGGUGUAAAUAUCAAACCUGGACUAAUAGCCCCAACAAAACUGACUUGUCUCAAAAGGGGUUUCACUGACUUUGUUAAGAUCGUUAAAGGAUAUCACUGUUACAACUGAAAAUGUCAAUGUGUGUUAUAUAAUGUUAUGACUUUUGAAUGAUGACUAAUAUCAAGUUUACCAAUCCGUGCCAGUGCCACACAUUUUCCGUAAGGUGAACUCACUUGCCUGUUACUAAUUCACCUGCUCUCUCUCACUUAUAUUGUAUUCUAAUGUAUUGGUUUUAUACUAAUGCAUUACAGGCUGUAUGGUUGUACUCAUGAAAGGAUUUGUUACAUUUUUCACAAUUAGGUAGGCAAAAACCCCACACGUUAUACGCUCAUGUUACAUUCCAAUUUUAUUCUACCUAUGUGAAUUGUAUAACCCCUUCUACUGACACACAUACACACACAUACAUAUGCUCUGACGUACACAACCCCCUAUGUUUAAAAGACUAGGAAGAUAUUGCUGUUACAGUAUACUUAAAUAAAAAAUAUAUUUCA
Messenger RNA from Engraulis encrasicolus (European anchovy), 2516 nucleotides. Its product is annotated as interferon-induced protein 44-like. NCBI's taxonomy places the organism in Eukaryota, Metazoa, Chordata, Actinopteri, Clupeiformes, Engraulidae. The record is from RefSeq and is a predicted model, not a curated record. Bases 1 to 831 code for a protein of 276 amino acids. Gene Ontology annotation, biological process: immune response. The transcript has 6 exons.